GCCGCCACUCCCAGCAGCUGUCCGUGCUGCACUCUCACCGGGCCGGGCUAGAGGGGUUGCUGAGCGCUGUCACCCUAGGGAGGACUCGGAGGAGGUGCCCUAGUUGCCCGGGGAGGAGGGAUGGGGACAUGCUGCUGCUUCUGCCCACCCUAAUAUAGACUUCCCGCAGGACAAGUUCGCAGCCCGCUCGCUGCAUGGCCAGGCUGACCCAGGGGCAGAGAACACUCUCCUACUCGGGAUGCAGAGGUAACGCAGUGUGUGUGGGGUGCACAGGACUGCCAGUACUGCCCCGGGGCUUGGCUGGGCAGCGGACACUGCAGUGAGGAACCCCCAGGGCUGGCUGCUCACUCGCUCCCAGGACUCUGCUAGAAUUUCUGGACUUCAAUGCUACUAUUAUACAUUCACUUCCAGCAGAGCCUGGCACUGUGCCCUAUGUACCUGCACAUCAGAGGAAUGCCAGUUACGUCUGUUUGCCCACAGCCUGACUGUAUUUAUCCUCCCACCCUUCAUCUGUUACUACCUAGAGCACCCUUCUGCCCACUGUGUUAUCCUAUAUCCUCCAUGGAUUAUAUAUAGCUCUAGUUGGUUCAGUCUUUCACUGACUAGUAAAAUAUUCCUCAAUAGAUUAGAUGUAUCUGCCAAGCCUCAUGCCUCCUAUGUGACUCCUGGCCAGACAGUGUAGUGACUGUGAAAUAUUUGUCUGAAUUCGAGGAAUUAUUUCUCUCCAGGGAUUUGCACUACUGCAGCAAUCACACAACAGCAGAUAAUGUGACUCCUCUGCAGGCUGCUUUGCUCCUUUAAUACUGUGAAUUAACCCAGGUGUCUGCCCUGGAAUCCCAGUGACUGCUAAAGUAGAGUACUCUCUGCCCUUUUCUAUGUGGGGAGUGACAGAAGCAGCGCCAGACAGCAUGGAUGGCAAUGGGCCUUUUAUUUCAGUGCCAGCUCCUGGUGAGCUGGGGGUCUGCAGCAGAGAGCAGGCAGGGUCCGCAGGUGAACCUCAGUGUAGCGCCUCUUCUCUAGCCCCCACAGCAUGUCCUGUUCCUGAAUCCUCAUCAGGUGGUGAGGGUACCCAGUGGUUAACCAAACAGAGAUCCUUGCGAGUGGUGUAUGUGCUGAAUGAUAGCAUGAAAUCCAACAUGGGAAGCAGCCCAGAAUCAGGUGCCCUGCACUGCCUGCGCCGAGCUUGUGAUGGAGAGGGGGCACAACUCACCAGUGUCAAUUUCGGGGAGCUGGAUUUUGGGGAGACAGCAGUACUGGACACCUUCUAUGAUGCAGAUGUUGCUGUAGUGGACAUGAGCGAUGUAGGAAGACAGCCUUCUCUUUUCUACCACCUUGGAGUGCGGGAAAGUUUCGACAUGGCAAAUAAUGUUAUUAUCUAUCAUGAUACUGAUGCUGACACAUCGCUAUCCCUAAAGGAUAUGGUGUCUCAGAAGAACACGGCCUCUAGUGGAAACUACUUCUUUAUUUCUUACAUUGUGACCCCCUGCGGGGACUACUUUUGCUGUGAGAGUGAUGCCCAGCGGAGAGCCUCAGAGUACAUUCAGCCAAACUGGGACAACCUCUUGGGACCCUUGUGCGUCCCCUUGAUUGAUAAAUUCAUUAGUCUCCUGAAGGACAUACAUGUUACGUCGUGUGCAUACUACAAGGAAACUCUGCUAAAUGACAUCAGAAAAGCCAGGGACAAGUACCAGGGCGAUGAACUUGCCAAGGAGCUGACCCGUAUCAAAUUACGAAUGGACAACACAGAGGUCCUGACCUCCGAUAUUGUAAUCAACCUGCUUCUAUCAUACCGAGACAUCCAGGAUUAUGAUGCCAUGGUCAGACUGGUGGAAACUCUGGAAAUGCUGCCAACCUGUGACUUGGCAGACCAGCACAAUAUAAAGUUCCAUUAUGCUUUCGCUCUCAAUCGACGGAAUAAUGCUGGUGACAGAGAUAAAGCCCUAAACGUGAUGCUUCAGGUGUUGCAAGCCUGCGAUCACCCAGCUCCAGACAUGUUCUGCCUGUGUGGUCGGAUAUAUAAAGACACAUUCCUGGAUUCUGACUGUAAAGACACCAUUAGCAGGGGCAGUGCUAUUGAAUGGUAUCGUAAAGGUUUUGAGCUCCAGCCAUCCUUGUAUUCAGGAAUUAACCUCGCUGUUUUACUUAUUGUUGCUGGGCAGCAGUUUGAGACAUCUAUAGAACUCCGGAAAAUAGGUGUUCGCCUGAACAGUCUGCUGGGAAGGAAGGGCAGUUUGGAAAAAAUGAACAACUACUGGGAUGUGGGUCAGUUCUUCAUUGUGAGCAUGCUGGCCAGUGACAUUGGAAAAGCAGUACAGGCAGCCGAGCGCCUUUUCAAACUCAAGCCUCCAGUUUGGUACUUGAGAUCAGUUGUACAGAACUUGCUUCUAAUACAGCAAUUCAAAAAGCUCAACACAGAGCACUCCCCGAGACAAGAAAGACUAAAUUUUUGGAUGGACAUAAUUGUUGAGGCAACCAAAGAGUCUACAAAUGGAUUGAGAUUUCCGGUUCUUGUAUUGGAGCCAACAAAGGUUUAUCAGCCCUCGUAUGUGUCAAUAAACAAAGAGGCUGAUGAGAGGACAGUUUCGCUAUGGCAUGUAUCUCCUGUGGAAAUGAAAGGAAUUCAUGAGUGGAAUUUCACUGCUUCUUCUAUAAGAGGCAUAAGCAUAUCAAAGUUUGAUGAGCGAUGUUGCUUUCUGUAUGUUCACGACAAUUCAGAUGACUUUCAGAUUUACUUUUCCACAGAGGAUCAGUGCAAUAGGUUUUGUACUCUUGUUAAAGAGAUCAUCACGGAUGUUGUAGGAAGCACCGUAGAGCUGGAGGGCGAGGCAGAUGGAGAUACAUUAGAGUAUGAAUAUGACUAUGAUGAAAAUGGGGACAGAGUAAUCUUAGGCAAAGGAACCUAUGGAGUGGUGUAUGCAGGACGAGAUCUGAGCAACCAGGUCCGUAUAGCAAUCAAGGAGAUACCAGAGAGAGAUAGUAGAUAUUCCCAACCACUUCAUGAAGAGAUUGCACUUCAUAAGUAUCUCAAGCAUCGCAACAUAGUUCAGUAUCUAGGGUCUGUAUCAGAAGAUGGAUACAUCAAAAUCUUUAUGGAACAAGUCCCAGGAGGUAGUCUUUCAGUUCUUUUGAGAUCUAAAUGGGGGCCAAUGAAGGAACCAACCAUUAAAUUUUACACUAAGCAGAUCUUGGAAGGGUUGAAGUAUCUUCAUGAGAAUCAGAUAGUACACCGAGAUAUAAAGGGUGAUAAUGUUUUAGUAAAUACAUACAGUGGAGUAGUGAAAAUAUCAGAUUUUGGGACCUCAAAGCGACUCGCUGGCGUAAACCCAUGCACUGAGACAUUUGCUGGGACGUUACAAUACAUGGCUCCAGAAAUUAUUGAUAAAGGGCCCAGAGGAUAUGGCGCACCCGCUGACAUCUGGUCUCUUGGCUGUACGAUUAUUGAAAUGGCAACAGGAAGGCCUCCAUUCCAUGAGCUGGGUGAUCCUCAAGCUGCAAUGUUUAAGGUGGGCAUGUUUAAGAUUCACCCAGAGAUUCCAGAAUCGCUGUCAGCAGAGGCCAGGGCUUUUAUUCUGCUCUGUUUUGAGCCUGAUCCGGUGAAGCGUACAACAGCAGCGGACUUACUGAGGGACUUCUUUCUGAAGCAAGCAAAUAAAGGCAAGAAAAGUAAAAUAGCAUUUAAGCCCUCAGACUAUAACCGUAGUGCAUCUCUUCCGCUGCCGGUGCCCGGUGAAUUGGCAGGUAGCAGUAGCAGUGAGCAUGGAUCGGUAUCGCCUGACUCGGACACCAAACACGAACUGUUUUUUGAAAAAACAAAAAGAGCCAUUUCAGAAAAUCCCUCCAACAAAGCUCCUCUUUCCAAUUUACUAAGUGUGCCAGAUGAUGGCUCGAUGUCAGAAGAUAGAAGUACCCCCCCUUCUCCGGAUGAGAGGGAUUCUGGUCUUUUCCUUCUGAGAAAGGACAGCGAACGUCGUGCAAUACUCUACAAAAUCCUUAAGGAAGAACAGAAUAAAGUGUCCUCAAAUCUGCAGGAAUGCCUCAUGCAGAGCUCAGAAGAUGUGCAACUUUCUGUCACCCACAUCAAACAAAUUAUCAAUAUCUUGAGGGACUUCAUCCGCUCACCUGAACACAGAGUCAUGGCCUCCACCAUCUCCAAGCUGAAAGUGGAUCUUGAUUUCGACAGCACAUCUAUAAAUCAAAUCCAGCUGGCGUUGUUUGGAUUUCAAGAUGCGGUUAAUAAAGUCCUAAGGAAUCAUUUAAUUCGCCCUCACUGGAUGUUUGCUAUGGAUAAUAUCAUUCGGCGUGCAGUACAGGCAGCGGUCACUAUCCUCAUUCCUGAGCUUAGGACACACUUGGGACCCGCUUCAGAGAGUGAAGGAGUGGACAAGGAAGUGGAAGAUGAAGAUUACCAGCCGGUACAGCAGAACAGCUCAGAGGAAGCUGUCAUCACAGUGGGAUGUAGCACUCUCAGCUCGGUGGUGUCACAUGAGUCACAGAGUCAACAGUUCAACCUACAGCUUGGGAAACUUAGACAAGAGACCAACAGGCUACUGGAAGACUUGGUGCAAAAGGAAAGGGAAUACCAGUACCUGCUAAAGCAAUGUCUGGAACAAAGAAGCCAUGAUUUGCAUCUACUCCAGAUCAAAUCCAGUAUGGAUGUUCCAAGAUCAGCAUCUUACGUUUCCAUUGGCAUCAACAGAGACCAGGAGCUGGUGGACUGGCUGAGACAGCAGGGUGUUGCUGAGGAUGUUGUGGAGCAGUUUGUUGAAGAAGAUUAUACCCUGUAUGACAUUCUGCACGACAUCACCAAAGAUGACCUGAGAAGCCUAAGACUCAGGGGUGGACCUCUUUGCAGAAUCUGGAAAGCAAUCUCAAAAUACAGGAAGCCUAAGAAAAUACUUGGUGUGGACAAUUAGCAAUAUAAAUAUUUUUGACUUACAGAGAAAUGUAAAGUGUACCAUAUUGGGAAAACAUUCCAACUUUUAAAUUAUUUAUCCUUUGUACAUCACUGUAUAGCAAUCUCAUAAAUUUUUUGUAUGUGUAGAUGUUUUUAAUCUAUUUGUACUGUAUCUAGUAGAGUAUUUCUUCUAUCAGAGUUCUAUCAUUGCUAAAAUGGAAAUAUUGUGGUAUACUGCAAAAUGAACUUUAUAAAUGUAAUUGUAGAUAACUGAAAACUGCACAGUUGGACAUUAAAAUGAACAAUUGGUAAAUGGAAACAAUGUGACUCUUUGAUGUGUUCACAGUGGAGAAGUGAAACACUGGUGUACCUGUCAAUUAAAAAGUGGAAAUGUGA
This is a messenger RNA of Pseudophryne corroboree (corroboree frog), 5290 nucleotides long. RefSeq names its product mitogen-activated protein kinase kinase kinase 15 (gene MAP3K15). Bases 876 to 4913 code for a protein of 1345 amino acids. Gene Ontology annotation, molecular function: ATP binding; MAP kinase kinase kinase activity. Gene Ontology annotation, biological process: cellular response to stress; MAPK cascade; protein phosphorylation. The transcript is spliced from 29 exons. The record is from RefSeq and is a predicted model, not a curated record. Lineage: Eukaryota; Metazoa; Chordata; Amphibia; Anura; Myobatrachidae.